GCGGACCAAUUGAACUCAACCGGAUGAGAAUAAACAAACCGAUUCGGUUACGUCUUUCAGUUGCACUCAAUUUUCUACUUUGCGUUUGGGGGAUAAAAUUACAAACCAACUGCUUAUAUUAGUAAAUAUGGGUACGUAAGAAAACAUAACGAUGUUUGAAACUAUACAGAAAACUAUAUAAAAAUUACCUACGCGCGUAUUUUAACAAGAUUUACUUACAUUUGAAAAGGACAGGUUUUAAACAUUGAAUAGGUAGUAGGAACAUUUUUUCAGAAACUAUUAAAAUUUUCGGAUUUGUAGCAAUAAAAAUAGAAAUGACCCAAAUAAGACAGACAAGAGUUUGGCUUCCUCUCUGUGCGUUUCUGCGGUUAGCUGGAAUGUGCUAUGGACAAUUUCAAUUCCCCACGGAGAACCCUAAGCCGGUGUUUUUGGUUCACGGAAUAUUAGUCAGCGGAAAUAAUUUGGCCUACCUGGCAGCUAGGAUAAUACAGAAUAACCCGCGAACACUUGUAUUCAACACAUAUGCGUACUCGGGAUUAGCAAGCCUGACACCGCUCCAGCAGCAACUCGAUGGGACAUUGGGACAAGAAUUUAAGAAUUUUUCUGACGCUCAUCCUGAAGGAUUCCACUUAAUCGGACAUUCACAAGGGGCUUUGAUAUGUCGGACGCUGAUUCAGAAUUACCCUCAGCACAAUGUCCGCCACUUUAUCUCCAUUGCAGGACCCCAAGCAGGUCAAUACGGAAUCCCAACCAUCAUUCCACAACCGAUGCCAUUGGUCGAACUACCUCCUCUGCUGACCGUGGGGUCGGCCUUAUUCUACAACCCGAUCGCACAAAGGACCCUGUCGAUCGCCAAUUAUUGGCAUGACCCCUUCCAGGAUCAACUCUACCUGCGGCAGAAUACAUUCCUACCUUAUUAUGACAACAGGAUCCGCUCGGAGAGGAGCGAAUCCUACAAGGAGGCCUUCGUCAAGCUCAAACGCUUUGUAGCCAUUCAGGGGCCUGGAGAUGGAGUUAUUGACCCGUGGCAAUCUGGUGAUUUUUCGUUUUACAAUAGAUUGGGCACGGUGGAAAACUACACGCAAAGGGAAGUAUACACGGAGGACUUGUUCGGGUUGCGAACACUCGAUGAGGAUGGGAGAUUCAUCAAGUAUAUUCAAGAUGGCGUAGAACAUUUCGACUGGGUCUUCAAUAAUGAAGUGAUUGACAAAUACAUACUUCCUAAUCUAGAUUAAUGUCUUUUCUUUUUCAUGAAUGACUAAGAUGGAAUUGCUGAAAGCUAAUUUCAACCGCUGAAAAAGACCGCAUGAACGUGUUAAAAAACGAAUAAACUAACGGAACCAAAUUUUUUUAACGGAGAAAAAAUGUCAUUGACGGAUUUUGCCAAGUCGCGGAAUUUUUAUCAGUUCUUAUGGAGUUAAAAAAAAUAACACGUCUCAAAGCAUGGGUACUUUC
Molecule: messenger RNA, 1455 nt
Organism: Bemisia tabaci
Lineage: Eukaryota; Metazoa; Arthropoda; Insecta; Hemiptera; Aleyrodidae
Source: RefSeq, a predicted model, not a curated record